AUGAAAGUUAUAAAAACACGUCAGGAGAAAGCUUCGUAUCUGUUGCCGGGAUUUAACAAAGCAGAAAUUCCAUCUUUAAGCGAUAUUAACGAGAGUCUGUUGUUCGACAAAGCCACCGUGGCCGAAGUUCUGCAUAAUACCGGACACGAUACGUCUCGAUUGUUAGUACCCUACGUCCCUCGCCACAUCGGAACCGUAGGCGAAGUCAGCGUUACUCGUAGCAUUAGCGAUUUGAAUUCCAUUAGCGUCGAAGUCGAUAGCGUUUCUUCUUCUCCCGGAGUCACAAAGAAGCAUCUGGGAGAAGAAAUAACCGUAGAAUCCUUGAGGAAAAUGAUGGCGGAACCGCUGGGAGCGCAACAGGAGGCGGAAGAAGAAAGACGUUUGCAGGUGAUAGAGAGAUUUCGAACGGCUCCCUUCGAGGAUCUGGUGGCAAAAUCGGAACACGAGACGAUCGAUCUACAAAACAAGUUGAACGAGAUAUUCGGAAAGAUGCCGCCGUCGGUAGAAGUGUCGAGCAGACCCAGUUCCCCCCAUCCGGCUAGCAAAGAGGAUAACUCGUGUCAGAUUACCGCUCCACCCGUUUACGCGGUUCAGUUUCCCGAAUUGUUUUUUUUCUAAAUUCGCGUCUGCCCCGUACGAAGAAAGGUCGCGCCGGACCGUGCAAUAACGCUAGGAUUUUUCCUAUUUAUUAUAAGCAAUUAGUCGUUCCUCGCGCCUAGAAUAGCCGUGGAUAUCCGUCGCCUUAGAACGCAUCCGAGUUUUAGUAAACAGUAGAAGAAUAUCGUAGAUUUUUGUCGUUUGGUAUUA
Centruroides sculpturatus (bark scorpion) is the source of this 807-nucleotide messenger RNA. RefSeq names its product protein EFR3 homolog B-like. Gene Ontology annotation, biological process: protein localization to plasma membrane. Gene Ontology annotation, cellular component: plasma membrane. Lineage: Eukaryota; Metazoa; Arthropoda; Arachnida; Scorpiones; Buthidae. Bases 1 to 618 code for a protein of 205 amino acids. The transcript is spliced from 5 exons. The record is from RefSeq and is a predicted model, not a curated record.